CAUUGCCAAGACCGGAGUUCCCCCAAACCCAAACCCAAACCCUAUCGUAAAUCCCAUCGCCGGCAGCCAUGAGCAGCGACGCGGGUACCACCAACAGUGGUGUUCUCCAAGUGAUUCCUCCGGGGCGUAGAUUUAUCCCCUACCGCGCCGUUCAAGACGAGGAGAGGUCGCGGCUCCUCUCCAAGAUUGAUUCUUUGUACAGGGAAGCGUGCAGCCGUAUCGGCGGCGGCGGCGGCGGCGGGGUGCCCUCCGAUGUCGCGCGCUUGCUCGUCUCCGGCGUCGUCGUAGGCCUCCUGGACCCCGUCUCCAACAUCCUGGUCAACACCCUCUUCACCUCCGACCCAAUCACCCACCCCUGCUCCGCCGGCCCCUACAUGGACGAGGCGAAGCUGGGGGAGAUGGUGCGGCGCUCGCUCGACGGCCUCGUCGCGUUCCUCGUCUACUUCUUCCCUUACCUCGCCGGAUGGGAGGCUGUGCGCUAUCUGCUCAUUACCGACGCCGACCUCUUCAUCGCCACGCGCCUCAUCGUGUCGUACCGCGGCAUGACACGCUUCUCCGCGGCCCUCAGGUUGGCCGCGCAGGUCGCUGGGCAUCCUGAGCCCCCACGCCUCGUUCAUGCCUGGAUGUCGCGGCAGUCCGGGCUAACUGAUGUUGCCGACGUUUUGUCCGCGUCGAGGAUGGAGCUUCCCAAGCUUCCUGAUCUGCGGGAAGCUUGGGACCUCACGGCAUAUCGGACAUGUAGUCAACCAGACAUCAACAUCCCGGACAUGCUGUGCGAGACCACCAGAUCCCUGAGGAUGGUCCUUUUUGACACAUUUCGCUGCUUCUACCUGCGGGCGCUGGCUAGGCUGCCACGCCAUGGGCUGCGCACCCGCUAUCAUCGCAGCUUGCUCAAGGCCGGGUACUGCUAUGGUCCCAUGGACCCUGUCUCCAACAUCAUCCUCAAUACAAUCUGGUAUGAUGCCACAUUCUCAGGAGGCGAACGGCCAGUGCUCGACAUGAUCGGCCCAAGAAGCCUCACUCGCCUGGAGUGCCGUUCGUUUUUUGGACUCGCUUCAUUCAUCAAAACGCGCUACCACAAUCUGUCCGACCACGAAAUUACACAAUGCCUGGUCGCCUCCAGCGGCUACCUGUCCUUGGCCGAUCCAAACCUACAUGCUGAUGCUACGAGGGCCACUCACUUGUCCUUUGGCGACAUAAAUCUCAGUGGUGAUGGUGCUGUAUGGAAGACGGCACAGCACCGACAACAAUGCGUUGACUGCUACGGUGCCAUCGAUAAAUUGAAGAACCAGAGCCCAUGCACUAGAACCCAAGAAGCCUAUGAGGCUGCAGCCACCGCAGCAUGGCAUCCCAACCCUGAGGCACAUGCAGCAUUUCUCUCUUCAUGCAAGGCAAUGCUGCCGGUAUCUGUUGCCCUCCUGUUGCAGAGUGGAGAGCGGCUCACCUCAGUACAAGUCUACUACAUUAGCAGCUUAUUUUCUCCCAAGCAGCCAACACCUGAGCCAAUAAAAAUGAAGAACCCUUGUCCCGUGAGGGUGGGAAAGAGGCGCUCCGAGGCUCAGCAAAGAAGGAUCACGGCAAAGGUGAAAGCUGCAUUGGAAAGGCAUUUGCUGUGUGACGGGGAACCCAUGUAUGAUCUCCAUAUUAUCUGUGGUGCAAAUGAGUUUGUGGGCAGCCCUGAUUACGGCGAGGACAAGGAAGAUUAUCUACCUUGUGCACCGUGCACAUUCCCUUACUCCCAUGUAAACUUCUUGGUGACUCAGAAGGGUUCUUCAUUUGCUCACAGAGCUCCAAUACUCUACUUUGCUGAAUUUAAUAAUGGGGAGGAGGACAAACCUUCAUUGUGCUGUCGUGUGGAUGCGCCAACUCCAUUUGCUGAGCAUGUCCGGUGCCUGUAUUGUGAGGGUGAAGCGGCGAAGAUUGUGCAUCCUGCUUCGAAAAAGUUCCAUGGGAGAGACGAGUUUGAGGAUGUAAUUAGUGGAAAAGAUUCUUAUACGAAUGAUCGGCUCAUCAGUGAGAACAAAUAUGCUGCUGAAAAGAUUUGUGGACUCGAAGAAGAUUGCAUGUACUAUGAUGUCAAGUGCAGCAGUUAGAUGCUA
This is a messenger RNA of Lolium rigidum, 2099 nucleotides long. RefSeq lists its product as uncharacterized. The record is from RefSeq and is a predicted model, not a curated record. The transcript has 4 exons. NCBI's taxonomy places the organism in Eukaryota, Viridiplantae, Streptophyta, Magnoliopsida, Poales, Poaceae. Bases 69 to 2093 code for a protein of 674 amino acids.